GCCGCGUUCCUUCACUGCGUGGAAACUGUUUAUUGAGCUGUUCCUUUACUCCCACCGACUUGGGACGUUCGUUUUCGGUCGCUCAACAACUGCGGCAGCAAAGUUGUUCAAAUAGGAGGCGAGGCGACCUCGGGAAAGAAGUCCGGCCUCGAGGAGCCGCCUUAAGGAAAAGUGACUAAGCUGAGCAAUACUGCUUAAGGGGAAUGGUGGGAGCCAAGGGUGCGCCUAAGUAUAGGAAUUCCUCGCGCUCCGGGGAACUCCAAGGAGGGGGCGGGGCUUAGGGCUUUCGCCGCCUGGGAAGGCGGGUCAGUCGUAGCUACCGGUCUCUGCGUGCGCGUGCGCGUGCGCGAUGCGCACCUUCCCGGAGCUGUUUUCGGCUGCAACAUGGAACUAAGCUCCGCGCGGCAAGCAAUACUGCAGCUACUUCGUACCGUGGCGCCGGCAGACCUCCCAGCACUGCUCGAGUGGAUGCGAACUUCCCGAGAUUUUGAUGAGUUCACUCACGAUAAUAAUGACAGUAUGUUGAAAAGCAUAGCAGAAGAUCUUCGGAAUCUCUUACCUCUAGAAACCAUGCUUUCCUCAGAACAUCUAGCCCUCCAAAAAAUACAGCAGCAGCCAGAACCCACAGUUCAUGUGGAUGCAUUCCUUUAUGAUGAAGAUGUUAUUGAUUCAUUAUGUGAGGAAGGAAAAAUGAGCAGAAACUACUGUGUGGUGUGUGGCUCAUACCAGACAGCACCUUUAGGAUUUAUUUCUCAUUCCUUCUCUCUCAUGGAAUUGAAGUUCAUUUACCAUCAUGUACUCCCUGAUCUAUCGGGAAAGCUCUUGGUUGACGUCGGCUCCAGGCUUGGCACAGUCCUUUACGGGGGUUAUCUUUACAGUUCAGCAUUGCAACUGUAUGGAGUAGAAUUGAAUGGAGACUUUUGCCAGUUGCAGGAAAUGAUCAUAAAAAAAUACCAGUUCACUGACAGAAUAAAGGUGCUUCAUGCAGACAUCUGUACCCAGGAUUCACUUCUGCAAAAUGCUGAUGUUGUUAUAAUGAAUAACGUCUUCGAAUAUUUUCUUGAUGAGGCAGAACAGGCCAGAGCCUGGGAAUGUAUCAGCCAUAAUGUAAGGAAACAAGGAUCGUUAUUGGUGACAGUACCAAGUCUUGAAGAGUCUCUCUCAGGUCUUCAGGUUAGUAUACAGUUAUCUUCCUGGGUUGAAGAGGUACCACUGAACUAUGAUGUAUACCCAGAAAAGGAUAUUAACAGGGAAGCUCUUGAACAAAUACAUUUAUAUAAGAUUCUCUAGCACUAAAAUAGUCCUACCUCAGUAUAAUGUUUUUUGAGUAUAUUACAAAAUAAUGAAAAAGAAACGUAACCCCAACACCCUAACACAUAUUUUUUUGUGUAUAUUCCUUUCUAGUCUUUGUACAUAUGUUCACAUAUUUAUAAAUAGUUGCAUUUGUAUAUUUGCAACUUUGAUUUGUGUGAUAAUUUAAUUAAAAUACUUAUC
Molecule: messenger RNA, 1494 nt
Organism: Eptesicus fuscus (big brown bat)
Lineage: Eukaryota; Metazoa; Chordata; Mammalia; Chiroptera; Vespertilionidae
Exons: 8
Coding region: 385-1290 (301 amino acids)
Molecular function (GO): methyltransferase activity
Source: RefSeq, a predicted model, not a curated record